CGCACAAGUACACACGCACCUGAGCUCCAGCAUUACAGGAAAUCGUAUCAUCAUUUAUUUUUAUCAUUAUUAUAUGACUAAUACUCGACGAAUCAACCGGGAAAGCCAUUGAACAGAAUGUUUAAUGUUAUUUUUGACCGCUGAUUUAUAUUUACAAGAAAAUAAAACAACGCAGCAUUACACACACGCAUACACAAACAAGCCCGCGAAUAUAAACUCAGUUUAAAUAUGCUACAAUAAAAACAACUAACUAUUAUUAUUAUUUGCCUCCAAAACAUCCAGAAAUUACGUCAUAAUUUAUUUACACAUGUGAUUGAUGAGACGGAGAAAAGAAAAUGAUUUCAUCAAGUACUUUGUUGGCAGCGUUUUGAGGAAUUCCACGUAGAAAAUUUUUUAUUGAAAUCUUCAAUCCCCUCAUCAAGACGUCUUCAGAUGCGCAUUAAUUAAUUAGUGGAUUAUAGCAAGGAAGAAUGCAUUGUGGAUAUUUAUAAUAAUAAUAGUAAUAAUAAUAUAUAAAGCCAUUUGGAUGGAUGUUUUAUGAACUAAAUUGACACAUAACAUACUAUUGUUCCGUUGCUAAUACUACUAAUAAUAACAAUAACAAUAAUAAUAAUAAAACUGAUAGAAGUGGCAAGUGGUCUUCGCAGAGGGAAAAUCCCAGUUAUCUGCUUUCAUUCAGAAAUAUGGAUUUUGUAAUUUUAAAAGUUAAUGGUCAAGAUUUGAGGAAUGCAACUCAUGAAGAGGCUAUCCAGGCAUUUCAGAAAGCUAAAGAGCCAAUUAUUGUAGAGGUGGCACGUCGGGAUCCAAAUGCUGAAACAGUUCAAAAAUCAACGGGGAAUACAAACUCCACCACCAACUCGAAUAAUAACAAUGUCAAUAGUUUGAACAAAUGUUCUGUAGGCAUUCAAACUGAUCCAAGUACAGCUGAAGCGACAUUAGCUGCAAUGGCUGCUGCAGCUCUAACAACUGAAGAUAUACGUACGGCGUUGGGCAUGAGACAUCCAGGAUUAACGAGUUUAGAAUGCAUUUAUCACUCCGACUUCCCGGAUCUUGUGGAUAUAGUUGAAGAAGAUGAUGACGAUGACGACGUUGAUGAUGAUGAUGAUGUGGAAGGAGAGGAGGAGGUGGAUGCAGUCAAUGAACAGAUUGAAGAAGAUCUUGAACUUGUACAGAAAAAGGAUGAUAAUAAUAAUGGUGAUAGUAAAUCCCCCAAAGAAGAUAUUAUUCCUCCGCCUACUAAUAACUGUGAUUAUAGAUCAAAAAAUUGUGUAUGCUUCUAUUCAAACGACGAUCCAGAGUAUGAUACAAUCUCAGAUAUGAAAACAGACAGUAGAAAUGAUGGGAACAUUUGGGAGUCAAUGUCUUCUAGUCAACGUGGAAACAUACGGAUAAAGGAGGUGACAUUAUGUCGUAAAACGAUGGAUGAAAAAUUUGGCUUAACUCUUUGCUAUCGUCAAGGUGAUACAUGUGAUGCAAGCUGUGAUGUUUUUGUUGGUGAUAUGGAAUUCGAUAGUUUAGCUGCUCAAAGUGGACAGAUUUCAAGUGGUGAUCAAAUAUUACGAAUCAACGGUCAAGUAAUCAAGUCAAGGGAGCAUGUAAUUGACUUAUUUCAACAAAGUAAAUCAAAGGUUGUGCUGUUAAUUGCACAAGAAAAUCGCGAUUCUUGUGAACCAGCUAAGAAUAACAAAUCGGCUGUAAAUUCUGCAAUGUCAACGGCUUCAGACACUACGAUGCUAACGACAACAACAGCAACAACAACCACAACGAAUAUAUUAGACGGGAACGCCAAGACGGAUAGUGAAUCAGUUGGUUUACUUCGAAAUUUAUCAGCACAAGAAUCUCAGACAUGUUCGUCGUUAUCAGUUAAAGAGCUGUCAAGCAAUGAAUUCUGUGCAUCGAAUGAUUUUAGCAAUUCCAUGAAUAAGGACUGUUCAGAUUUCGUGGCAUACAAACGUCCUGAUCAAGAUUCUGGUAUGGGGAGAACAACUGAUGAAAGUGCACGUACAGAAGAAAGUUCAGAACAGGAAAUCGACAAUGACAAUCAGCAACAACAAGUUGAUUAUGUAACUGGAUUAACACAGAUGACAAAAUCCCGGAUGAAAUUAACCGACUACGAUAAACUGAAGAUGGAUAGACUAGGCGAUAGUUCAGCAGCACAACAGACAACCCUAAUAUCCGAUGAGCCAGUGCCAACAAUUCCAACAGAUGUAUUCGCUGACUAUGAUCCAGUUGACCCGAUCGACCAAGAAUUAGUUCAACUUGGACGUUUAAUGCAAUCAUUGGCAGUGCACUGUAGACAGUUAGUACAAGUUAAAAUGCAGUAUAAGAGUAUGGAGAAUUAUAUUCAACAUCCAUUUCUCAUGCAUCAGUAUCCAAGUGAAUUAAAUUCCUGUGAAUAUGAUAAACAUAAUUCUAGUCAAAAUCAGCAACAUUCACAGAUGAUAACGUCAAUAACACCGACAACACUGACGACAUUAUCGACAUCUGUUACAACAGAUGCGUCGUCCAUACCAAUGACAAUAUCCAGUCAACAAAAUGAAACUUAUUACUCUCCGAAUAGAAGUAAUUCACAGAACACAAAGCCUAUAACCAGUAAGUCAAAUGAAGCCAUCCCUCCUCAUGGAUCACCCCUACUUCAUACAAAAGACACUAUUAACAAUAACAUAUCGACUAGAGUGCCAAGAAUGGGAACAAGAAUGGAACCCUCAAUAAUGGGAUCAGUUAGUUCUAAUGAUUCUGGAGGACUGUAUCAUGAUAAGAAGAUAAACAGUACUUCGUCUGUUGUAACACCACAAUUGCAAACAAUGACUACAACAGGCGAAAAAUCAUGUCAUAGUCGAUAUCCAUCCAGUGUUAGAGAAGAACGCGCUAUUUCCUCAGAUCGUCAAGAUGCUCAAAGACAAUUGACAAACUACUCCAAAGAUUCCAAUCAAUUGAUUGAGUCAAAUACAACGUAUCCAGAUAGUUUAGAACAAAAUAUGCUCAAUGGUAGCGGUGAUACAAGUGCAUAUUGUACUAGUGAAAGUAGACGAAGCCAGAAUGAUCAUUCAUUAUUGAUUAGUACACAUAAUAUUAACAAUAACAGUAAAAUGGGUAGUAACAAUAGUAACAGUAGUAAUAAUAAUAAUAAUGGUAGUAAUAACAGUGAUAUCAGUGCCCCUAAUAACAUUAAUACACAAUCCCCGCUGAAAACCACAUUAUGCAGUAAUUAUCCAGCCAGAACUACUACUACUAGCAGUCUUCAUUACAGUACUGGUGUCGGCGGAGAUGUCAGCAGUGUUGGAGGUGGCAUUGCUGCCUCACUGUCUGAUUUAGGCGGAUCUCUACUCUCUUUAUCUGCAGUCAUUCCAGAUCCAAAUCAUCAUAAUCCUCAUCAUCAUCAUCAUCAUCAUCUUCCCCCUCAUCUUCACCACAACUCCAGUGAACCUAAAGUGAACACUAAUCACUUGAUAACACAUGAUUCCUUCAGUCCAUCAUCAAAUUGGUCCAUUGAUGGUAAUUCACAAUAUAAUAAUAGUAAUAGUAAUAAUAAUCAAUAUAUUCAACCAGAACCAGUGAUUAAUUAUACAGAAUCUUACUACACAUCAAUACGUCAAUUUGAUUCACCGCCUUCACAGUCAUCUUCAUCGUUAAUCUCUGGUAGAAAUAAUAAUAAUAACAAUAAAUCCUCAUCGAAUGAACAACUAGCGUAUAAUCCGACCCAGGAGACAUUCAAUCAUUCCCCUUCACCUAAUCAUCAUAAUUCUAGUGGAUAUAAUGAGAAAAAGAGUGUAAAUUAUGCAAAAGAAGUAUUAUUAAAAGGUAAUAUAAAAUUACAAUCUGUUAAUAAUUAUCCCCAUCACCACCAUCCUACUAUGCAUCAUCAGUAUUCACAACAUCAAUCACAGUAUCUGAUGAAUCCUCAACACCAACAUUUGCAUAACUCCACUGGUGUAAUAACAUAUGAACAGAAUUCACAAAGGUUUAUAAAAGAUAGUAAUUCUUCGUGUGAUAGUCAAGAAAACAUCAACAAGAAGAAUAAUCAAGAUUCAUCUGGUGAUAGAACUGUCCUGGAUAAUCAAUCAAUCAAACAGUCACUACCGUCAAUGAAUCAUUUCCAUGGGAUGAAAGCUGAAAAACACUCACAAUUCACGCAUAAUUCAGUCCACCCCUCACAUACUACAUCUCAGCUAGGCAACGAUGGUCAUUUAUCACUACAUAGUAUGCAUUACCUACCACCAAAAUGUCCUCCAUUCAACAGCUUGUUGGCGACAAUUACCGAGACAAUUCCUUCUUUCACCAGUGGUAUUCGUGCGGUAUCAGCAGCAACGGCAGCGUCUUCAUCUCAUCAUCAUCUUAGGUAUAAUCCAUUACCACCCUUAGAUAAAAGAAUCAACUGUUCACAACAUUCAUAUGAAUUUUAUGAUCGAUUUUGUUUACCCCAGUCAAUGCCAACAGCAGCAACAACAACAAAACACAGAACAACGCAUAAUAUCUCACAACAACCACCUCCACUCCCACCAGUACCAACACAACAACAGCAACAACUACAAGGACAGAAUUCCUUAUCAAAUCAGCAGUUAUGCAAACAGUUUGCACGAUUUAAUGAGGAAACUAAUCUGAAUAAUGAAGAACCUAGUCUUUCAGAUAUCUAUGAAACACCCUACGCUUCUGUAACAAUAAACGAUGAACCAGUGAAUGAACAAUACACGUCUAAUAAUAUACCAAGUAAUCCUCCUGCAUCAAUUUCAUGCAUGAAUAGACCUGGAGAGUUUAUAAAUUUACAGUCAAAACCUACUAAUUGGUCUUUGGAUAAUAGAAACUCUUCAAUUCCAGCUGAUUCUCAGAUGCCUUCAUCUGCGGUGAAUGUUAACAAUGUAUCUGGUUCACAGAUACCUGGUGUGCAUCAACAUCAGGCUAAACAUCUUGAUCCAUAUUUAUACUCAAUCGGUUAUUUAGAUUAUAUUACUAAUAAUCCUCUUAUCUAUCCUCAUCAAAUGUGUCCUUCUAAACAGUAUCAUCAGAAUAUUACUUCAUCUACUGGUUUACCUCAAUCUGGACAAAUUUAUCCAAUGGAAAAUUGGAAUAUGAUGGAAUGGAUAGUUAAAAAACGUCCGGAUGGAACACGUUAUAUAACUCGUCGACCAAUAAGAAAUCGAAUACUUAAAGAACGCGCUAAACGCGUGGCUGAAGAACGUUCAGGGAUUACAACAGACGAUGAUGCUAUGAGUGAAUUAAAAACUGGACGUUACUGGAAUCGUUCAGAGCGUAAAAAACAACUAGAAAAAGCACGUGCAGACAGAAAACGUAAACAAACCACUACAGUAAUACAACAACAGCAGCAACAACAACAAAAUUCACAUCAGCACAGCAUCGAUAUAAUGAAAUCUUCACAUAAAAACUCUUCUGUAUCAAAUUCAAAUAUUAAAAAUGAUAACACAACACUUGUUACUAUGACAACUGUGUAA
Molecule: messenger RNA, 5447 nt
Organism: Trichobilharzia szidati
Lineage: Eukaryota; Metazoa; Platyhelminthes; Trematoda; Strigeidida; Schistosomatidae
Source: the annotation of a GenBank genome assembly